AUGGUCACUCUCACCACUUCACAAUGUCUGGAUAUAGCGUUAUCUUCCGUCGUUACGAUCAAAGGCAUCGCUUUACAACUUUCGCACCAGGAGGAGAUUGCACAGACUACCCAAAAGCAGGGCGAUGCUAACUCUAGCCAAGCUCGACAAAACAAAUUUCUUAGCGACUUGAAAAGUCAACUUGACACAACUCAGAAGUGGCUCAACGGCUUUGCUGAUCGAAGGUCCCAAAGUCUACCAAGAUCCACAAUUUUGUACCUUCUCGACACCCUAGAGCAGCUGUGUAUACUACAGGAUCGUCAUCAAAUCUUGAAGGAAGAUCAUGACGAAGGAUAUAUAUAUGACUACACCAGACUGAAGCGAAUCACUGUGGCAGAUGACACAUUACUUGAGAGAUUAGCCCAGGAAGCUGGUCCAAAUGCACAGAUCAGACGUGAAGAUCUUCUGCGUCGGCUCGCCAGCUUACCAUGGAGUGACUUGGAUAAAGUAAUUGACAGAUCCGCCUAUGAGACACCUACUGGAGGUGUUACCAUCGCCAGCUUAGCAGCGGACUGUCUCAAUUCUUUCGAGAAUCGGUCCAAAGUGGUUUCAGAGAUUGAUGAAGAGAAAAUUCAAGUCCAGCUCGCCCGGUUUAAUAUUUGGGCAUCGAAUAUUGGAGUCUUUGUACGAGGCGGGUUGUCUCUUGACAAACGCCUUGAGGCAGCUCCAGAUAUUGCAGAACUGUUCAACGAACUUCUUGAAAUGUUACAAUCCUUCAUAGAACAAGCAUCCUUAUCUCCUCAACCAAAAGAGACGGGUAUUCCCAAUGAAGCUGCAACCCCUGCUUUGAUGCACCGGAUUCCGAAGGCCUUGGACGACGAGAAAAAUAUACAAACUACCCCUAAGUAUCUACAUGAGAUCGCAGGACUGAUCACAAGACUUCAUCGACUCUCUAUUGCAGUUCGGGCCGCAGGCGAGCGCAAUCUAUACUCUCGCAUCUCCAAUUUUACCAUUGUUGACGAACAGGGAGAAGACAUUGAUUCUACUUUUGAGUCCUUCGUACAGCAGAUCCUCCAAAGCCAUUAUCCAAAUUUGCCUACUCCUCUCAAGGAACGGCUGGCUUCUGCAAUCUGCUUCCGUCGACGUCGCUUCCUGUACCAUGUGGCCAGAUCGCAAAAGUUGGCCCAAAGAACUUACGAUGCGCCCCACCUUGAAAACCGUCGCCCUAAUGACACCGAACUGAACAUUUAUCUCACAUCACCAUCUUCGACCACGGGGUCGAAAAACCCCCACGAGCCAAUAUCAUUAGGACAGUCCUUAGUGUCGCCGAGUACUGUUCCUUCGGGCUUCGAUAGAAGUAAGCUACGUCUUCCCGCCACUGGAUCACAAACUCAAGAAUCGAUUGCCCCGUCCGAGAAUGCGGUUGUCCAAAGAAGUACAGAGAUCCCACUUCCCCCUAAAGUGCCUAAAGAUCUGCCCGAAUACCCUUGUCCUUACUGCCGGAAAGUGUGUGCUUCCCGAACUUUUUUGGGUACGAGAUGGAAGGCGCAUUUUGAAAAAGAUUUGGAGCCCUAUAACUGCUUGUUCCAUGAUUGCUCCGAGCCGAAUGCACUCUUUGCGACAUCAAAAGACUGGCUUAGUCACACAAUUACUCAUUACAGCCAAGAAUGGACGUGUCGAAUUUGUCGAAACGAAGUUUUUAGUAGGAAGCAGGAUCUCCGCCAGCACUUGAAGCGUACUCAUACCCAGCUCGCUACGUAUCAAAUCCAAACAUUAUUACAGCACGGUACCCGACGUCGAGAGCCCCUGGGAACAUUAUUCCCCGAAUGUCUGUUCUGUAAGCAUAGUUCGAGUGUUGAUGGCAUGUCGGAUGAACAAGCUGCCAAAGAAAAUUCAGAUAUGAAUGACCAUAUCGCCAAUCAUCUGUUAUCUAUAUCGAUGAUAUCUCUCCCGCUUGCAUGGCGAAAGGAAUCUAGCACUAUGAGCGCACCAGGAAGUGUGCAGCUGAGUGAAGCUUCCAAUUCCGUCACAGGCUCCUCAGUGAGAACGUCGGCUUCCCAAGAGCUGGAGCAGAGACUACCAUUGCCUGAAAAUGAGGUCGAGUCAAAACAACGAGUUGGGGCAUGGAUGGAUGCCCAGGAACUGGCAGAGCCAACUGAUAUGUCCCCAGAUCUAGCAAUGUCGGCUUCUGCCAUUGACCCGGAGUCGAUAGUCAAAGUUAUUACGAUCAAGGAUAAUCUUUCGUCUGGACUGGUAACCUCGCUUCCAGCUCGUCAAGAUGAAGAUUCUCUUCGAUUUGCAAGUCUCUCAAGUCUCCAGCGUUCCAGUCCCAGAGUCAGUGUUGGCACGCCAGAAGUAGAGUCGUACAGAUAUAGGUCGAUUUCAAGUCUUGCAAUAGAGGAGUUUCGUUUGCUCCAUAUUAUGCCGGCACAGCAUACUACUGACCCUAUAUAUGCAUCCAUAUCCCAUCAAUCCAUAAAUGAUCAUCCAGAUUAUAUCGCAUUAUGUUAUUGCUGGGACUACAGCAAAGGCGAAGAGCCAAUUAUCAUGGUCGAUGGACUGGCUAUGCAUGUUAGGCAUAACCUGUUCAGUGCCCUUUGCGUACUUCGAGAGCAAGAUUCCGAAGUCAUUUUAUGGGUUGAUGCUCUGUGCAUUAAUAUGCAUGACAUGGCAGAGAGGCAAGGCCAGAUAAGUGUCAUGAGGAAUUUUUUCAUCCAGGCCGCUAGCGUUUGGAUCUGGCUCGGGGGUGAGGAGAGUACUUCGGCUGCUCUAAGGGAAAUUCAAGUGGUUGCAGAAAAGUUGCCAACAACUUUGUCAGGAAAAGAGGAACCGAGCGGAGAAAGCUCUGCUGCUGUUGGCGGCAGGCCAUUUAUUCGCAAAAUCUUGAAACGUGUCAGGCGCUCAAGCUUAGAAUUUAAACCACCUGCAAUCCGCUCCUCGCCUGACCGAGUACCGGAUCCAAGCGACCAUGGUAAACAAGUAAUAAAAGAACAAGGCGAGGUAGCGAUCUCACGACCUACGGAUUUUGCACCAGUUCUCAGAAACGGGGUAUUCAACAGACGCUGGAUCAUCCAAGAGGUUGUCGUCGCUCAAAGUGUCAUGGUGUUUGGCCAAGGAUGUGCCCUCGCCUGGUCUGACUUUGAGCGCGUGGUCGAAAAUUUCACUCACUCGAAUAGCCAAGUUACGGUGACAGAGGCGUGGCAAUUUAUCCAAGUAACCCGUGCUUUGCAGGGUCGUGCCGACAGUAGGCUAGUCGAACAGCCAGCAUCAUUCGAGACGAUUGUCACACUUGCGACCAAUUUUUCGAAUACCGAUCCUAGGGACACGAUAUAUGCUUUACUAUCUCUGAUACGGAGUGAUGAACCGCCUUGGCCAGGAACCAUAGACUACACCAUAUCAUUCGACAAAAUCGCUCUUGAAUAUGUCCAAUACGCCAUUUCGUCCUCAAAGUCAUUGAAUGUCAUCUGUCGCCCAUGGAUUCAGGACUGGAGUCGAGGCGAGUCGCCAUCUUGGAUAUGCACUAUGAAAAGUUUGAGGGAGGCAGGUGGCCAGGGCAUUGCUUCCCUAAGGCAAAUUUCUGACACCUUCGUCGGGAUGCCAGGAAAAUGCAAGUACGAAGCGACCAAAAGAAUGAAGCCUAUAUUUGGACCAACAUUUAAAGGAUCAGAUAAAACGAGAUAA
Venustampulla echinocandica is the source of this 3660-nucleotide messenger RNA. RefSeq lists its product as uncharacterized. Bases 1 to 3660 code for a protein of 1219 amino acids. The record is from RefSeq and is a predicted model, not a curated record. The transcript is spliced from 6 exons. NCBI's taxonomy places the organism in Eukaryota, Fungi, Ascomycota, Leotiomycetes, Helotiales, Pleuroascaceae.